AGUAGUUUUUCAAUAUAUGGACUUAAAACAUACACAUUCUCGUAAGGUUCAAGUCUCGUAUUGGGUUGGAAUAGGUACGAAGAUUAUCUGUUGCUUUGAAUGACUAUCAGACAGCCGAAUCACUGGAUAUCACGGAGCUAAUUAACGGUGCCAACAAAUAACUGCCAAGCCGUAAUAAUGCUGCUGGAAAUUCUUGCAUUACCAGUUGAAGACAAAAUCUUUUACGCUGUCCUGGUCUUCUCAUGGACGGUGUAUAUUUGGGAGGCCUACCUCGCAUAUAGACAGAGGAAAAUCUACAGAGCUACUAUGCAUGUGCCCACUGAGCUGGGCAAGAUAAUGGAUUCAGAAACCUUUGAAAAGUCUCGCCUCUAUCAGUUGGACAAGAGCAACUUUGGCUUCUGGUCUGGACUCUACUCAGAGGCAGAGGGCACGCUGAUUUUGCUCCUGGGAGGAAUCCCGUUCCUCUGGAAAGUGUCAGGGAUUCUCACAGCUCGUUUUGGUUUUGGUGCAGAGUACGAGAUCUCCCAGUCUUUGGUGUUCCUGAUGUUGGCAACUCUCUUCAGUGCUCUCACUGGCCUUCCCUGGAGCCUCUACAGCACUUUUGUUAUUGAGGAGAAGCAUGGAUUCAACCAGCAGACAGUGGGUUUCUUCCUGAAAGACACUCUCAAGAAGUUUGCUGUGACUCAGUGUAUUUUGUUGCCAGUGACAUCAUUGCUCCUCUACAUCAUCAAGAUCGGUGGUGAUUACUUCUUCAUCUAUGCCUGGCUCUUCACACUCGUCGUCUCGCUGAUUCUGGUGACUAUCUACGCAGACUACAUCGCCCCUCUGUUUGAUAAAUUCACUCCGCUGCCAGAUGGAGAGCUGAAGAGUGCGAUUGAGAGCAUGGCAAAGUCCAUCUACUUCCCCCUCACCAAGAUUUAUGUAGUGGAAGGUUCAAAGAGAUCUUCCCACAGUAAUGCGUACUUCUAUGGUUUCUUCAAAAAUAAGCGCAUUGUGCUAUUCGACACUCUUUUGGAGGAUUACUCCCCUUUAAAUAAAUCUGGAGAGAAAGAGCCAGGAACGGGAGAGGAGAACGAAGCAGCAGGCAAUGAGAGCAAGUCCAAACCAAAGAACAAGAAACAGGGCUGCAGUAACCCUGAGGUUCUGGCAGUUCUUGGACAUGAACUGGGGCAUUGGAAACUAGGCCAUACAGUCAAGAACAUUGUCAUCAGCCAGAUGAACUCCUUCCUGUGUUUCUUCCUUUUUGCUGUCCUGAUUGGUCGAAAAGAGCUCUUCAUUGCAUUUGGUUUUCAUGACACCCAGCCAACACUUAUCGGGCUGAUGAUCAUCUUUCAGUUCAUCUUCUCACCUUACAAUGAGUUGCUGUCGUUCUGUUUGACGGUGUUGAGCCGAAGGUUUGAGUUUCAGGCAGAUGCAUUCGCGCGCAAUAUGGGCCGAUCGUCUGAGCUGUACUCUGCUCUCAUCAAGCUCAAUAAGGACAACCUAGGCUUCCCUGUAGCAGAUUGGCUCUUCUCUAUGUGGCAUUACUCCCAUCCUCCCCUGCUAGAGCGGCUCAGAGCCCUCACUGGACCCAAGCAAGACUGACGGCUUUGCAAGGGGGCGCCACGUUCACCACUCGCUCCCCCGAGAAAGGGUCUCGGCCGGCCUCUAAUGGCCCUCUGAUAUCGAUGCCUAUUUCUCUCUCCUUCUCUCUCUUUUAUUUCCAUUCCUCUUCUUAAGUGUUUGGGUUUUGCCAUUUGUUUGUUAUCGCCCUGGAAAGAAGUCUAAAUUGAUUUCAGAUGGCUUCAGAUAGCUCAGUGUACAAGAUGUCAAUGAUUUUUGAGUCUGUGCUUUCAGUAUGCCUUUUGCAAUUGUUCUUGAUAUGGUUUUGAUUGUUUGAAUUCAUUUAUACAUUUUAACUGUGAAUUGCCCCCUCCGGUUCUUUAGAUCCAUGCAUUUUGCCUUUAAUUUUGUGUCAUCCACUUGAACCGUGAGAGAGAGGAGGUUAAAACAUUUCAGAGGGGCCCUUAGCAGUGUAUGAAACCAAGAGAUUCUUACCAAGAGAUUUAAUACUGAGUGCCAGCUGCUGUACUUUAAAUAAUGUCUGUUUGUUGAAACUGGAAUAAGAACUGUCUGCAGUAUAGUCAGAUGAAAUUAAAUGGAUCGGAUGACAGAUGUUAUGGACUACCCAAUUAGACUGCUAUUCUGAACUCGUUUGGCUCAGUUAAGCCAAUUAAAAUGUCUAUUCCCAUUUUAGUUCUUUCAACCUUUUGAAAUAAUUUUGUUCUUUGUUUUACCAAUUAAAGGUGUUUGAACAUA
This is a messenger RNA of Sinocyclocheilus anshuiensis, 2298 nucleotides long. It is a transcript of the gene zmpste24, whose product is annotated as zinc metallopeptidase, STE24 homolog. The record is from RefSeq and is a predicted model, not a curated record. Gene Ontology annotation, molecular function: metalloendopeptidase activity. Lineage: Eukaryota; Metazoa; Chordata; Actinopteri; Cypriniformes; Cyprinidae. The coding region runs from base 178 to 1584 and encodes 468 amino acids. Gene Ontology annotation, biological process: CAAX-box protein processing. The transcript is spliced from 10 exons.